AUGGAUGCCAGUAGGCCUCACUUAAUUCCGACAUUUCUGUGCAUCGGAAGAUGUAAUGGCAAAGAGGUGUGUGAAAUAAAUAUGAACGUGGUUCGUACUUCUGAUCCCUGCUCUAGCACCUACAAGUACCUGGACACCACCUACAGCUGCUUCCCAGCAGUCCACAGUGUGACCUGUCAGGAAUCUCUGGCAUACCUCCAGUGUGAUGAUGGGCAGCUUAUUUCUGUCUUAGGGGCUUUUUAUGGACGUAGUGACCAGUCAACAUGCAUUUAUGGGCCUCCCACUGGUGAGGUUCAAAAUGUCCAAUGCCACUAUGCUGCUACUGAAGUUGCUGACAGCUGUAACGACAGAAGCAGCUGUUCGGUCAAAGCAGCUGACUCAGUGUUUAAUGACCUGUGUUCAGCCACCUACAAGUACCUGGAGGUUUCCUACAUCUGUAAGUGUAAGUAA
This is a messenger RNA of Melanotaenia boesemani (Boeseman's rainbowfish), 450 nucleotides long. RefSeq names its product L-rhamnose-binding lectin SML-like. The transcript is spliced from 5 exons. The record is from RefSeq and is a predicted model, not a curated record. Gene Ontology annotation, molecular function: carbohydrate binding. Lineage: Eukaryota; Metazoa; Chordata; Actinopteri; Atheriniformes; Melanotaeniidae. The coding region runs from base 1 to 450 and encodes 149 amino acids.